This is a messenger RNA of Ostreococcus tauri, 546 nucleotides long. RefSeq names its product EF-Hand 1, calcium-binding site. Bases 1 to 546 code for a protein of 181 amino acids. NCBI's taxonomy places the organism in Eukaryota, Viridiplantae, Chlorophyta, Mamiellophyceae, Mamiellales, Bathycoccaceae. The transcript has a single exon. Gene Ontology annotation, molecular function: calcium ion binding. The record is from RefSeq and is a predicted model, not a curated record.
AUGUCGCACGCCGGUACGUACUCUCAACCGCCCGAUGAGUACACGCUGCUCCAGCACUUCAACGCCGUGGACGCGAACGGGAACGGCGCGAUCGAUGGUCGCGAACUCCAAAAGGCGCUCGCUAAGAGUGGUUUGGCGUUUUCAUUGCAGACGAUCGCGCAGUUGAUUCGUUUACACACACCGCCCACGAACGUGAAUGGGGCGUUGUCGUUCACCGAGUACAAGCGUGUGCACGAGUUCUUGACGAACGCCACGCAGUCGUUCGAGCACUUUGAUGAAUCGCGAAGCGGCAAGCUUAACAAGCAAGAGAUCUUUGCGGCUUUGGGAUACAUUGGUUUUGGGGACGUGGACGAGACGGCGAUCAAGCACGCGUGUAAGGCGUUCGACCCCGAUCGAACGAACGAUUUGGGGAUCGAUCAGUACAUUGGUCUAGUCUUGUUCCUCACGUUCGCGAGAAAGACGUUCGGAUCGUUCGACUCCACGGGCUCGGGGCGCAUAACUAUAGACUUUAAUCAAUUCGUGUACGCAGCGUCAAAGACGAGAUGA